This is a messenger RNA of Carassius carassius (crucian carp), 1417 nucleotides long. Its product is annotated as troponin T, slow skeletal muscle-like. Gene Ontology annotation, biological process: regulation of muscle contraction; sarcomere organization; slow-twitch skeletal muscle fiber contraction. The transcript has 12 exons. Bases 444 to 1199 code for a protein of 251 amino acids. Gene Ontology annotation, molecular function: troponin T binding; tropomyosin binding. Lineage: Eukaryota; Metazoa; Chordata; Actinopteri; Cypriniformes; Cyprinidae. The record is from RefSeq and is a predicted model, not a curated record. Gene Ontology annotation, cellular component: troponin complex.
UCCUAAACAAUACCUGUAAGAAAUGAGAGCCCAUCAAUCUACCUCAAAGUUGUCUUAGCCAUUACCUUGUGUCAAAUAGAAAAUAUGUCUUCUGGGAAGAAUUGUCUAAAUCCCCUGUGCUAUUUUUGUUCCCAACUGGCCUUUUGUUUUUUCUGUCUCUUUUUAUAUCCCUGUGUUUGUUGUGUGAGGUCAUUCCCCCUGUCUCCCCUAAUCCCUCAUGGUGGUCAUCUUUCUGUCCCAGAGUUCAUAUCUAAUCCAUCCAUGGUCCUAUGCCGUAGAUGCUAACACCCUCCAUCUGUCCCUGUCCUCAUAUAAAAACGACUCAUUGUCCCGCAUUACAAAGCUCUCAUAACUUGUAGGACUCUCCCCUCAUCAUCCUUCGUGUCCCAGGGUGUCAUCCUUUUCUGCUGUGAACCCAUCCCACCAUCACCAAAAGUUUCACCAUGUCUGAUGUAGAGGAGGAAUAUGAGGAACAAGCUGAGGCAGAGGAGGAGGAGGCUGCAGAGGAUGCAGGAGCAGGUAAAAUAAUAUCUCAUCAAGAGCCCAUGGUUCCACAACUUGCCCCUCCAAAGAUUCCAGAGGGUGAGCGGGUUGAUUUCGAUGAUAUUCACCGAAAAAGGAUGGAGAAGGACUUUCUGGAGUUACAGACUUUAAUUGAUGUCCACUUUGAGCAGAGGAAGAAAGAGGAGGAAGAACUGAUCGGUCUCAAGGAGAGAAUUGAGCGUCGGCGAGCAGAAAGAGCAGAGCAGCAGCGUGUUAGAGCAGAGAAAGAAAGAGACCGACAGACGAGGAUCGCGGAAGAGCGUCAGAGGAAAGAGGAUGAGGAGGCUAAGAAGAGAGCAGAAGACGAGGCCAAGAAGAAGAAGGUUUUGUCCAAUAUGGGGGCAAACUUUGGUGGCUUCUUAGCCAAGGCAGAGCAGAAACGUGGAAAGCGUCUUACUGGAAGAGAAGUCAAGAGAAAGACUCUUUCAGAGAGGCGCUCUCCUCUUGGCAUCGAAAAUCUGCGAGAGGAUGGGUUAAGGCAACGAGCUCAGGAGAUGUGGAACUGGAUUCACCAGCUGGAGUCCGAGAAGUUUGACCUCCUGGAUCAAAUGAAGAGACAGAAAUAUGAGAUUGUUGUUCUGUUGAACAGGAUUUCUCAUGCUCAAAAGUUCAAAAAAGGGCAUGGUAAAGGAAAGGUCGGAGGUCGCUGGAAAUAAGAAAUUGGAAAAAUAAUGAGAAGCCACCAUGGAUUUUGCUUUUGACUCUUCUGACAAUUUCACAGCCUGUGCAAAAGAAUAACAGUUCUGAAUGUAUAGAUUCAAAACUCCUCUCAAAUCUGAUGUGCUUGGAUUAGAUGAAUCACUUCUGUAUUAUUUUCAUUUGCAAGGAACUUUGGAUAAAAGCAUCUGCUAAAUUAAUAAAUGUAAAAAAAAAA